Molecule: messenger RNA, 3079 nt
Organism: Vigna radiata var. radiata (mung bean)
Lineage: Eukaryota; Viridiplantae; Streptophyta; Magnoliopsida; Fabales; Fabaceae
Product: protein NBR1 homolog
Exons: 7
Coding region: 187-2865 (892 amino acids)
Molecular function (GO): protein binding; zinc ion binding
Source: RefSeq, a predicted model, not a curated record
AUGUCACUCUCCGGCUCGUAAAGCUUUUAAAGUGGCUAACGGGUCGCUAACGCUAGCCGUGCAGUUCUCUCCAUUUUCUCUUCCGAAGAAGAAGCUUCGUUUCCCAUUAGGGUUAGGGUUUCAGUGUUUUCUCUUCGGUAUACCUGCCACGCUUUCCUUUGUUGUUUCUCUUGCUCUCCGACAGCUAUGGAGUCUGCUCUAGUGAUCAAGGUGAAAUAUGGGGAUACCCUCCGGCGCUUCACUGCGUCUGUGGACGAGAUUAAUCGACUGGAUCUCGACAUGGUUGGGUUGAGACAGAAGAUAUGUUCUAUCUUCGGUUUCAGUGCUGAUGCAAAUUUAGUUCUGAGAUAUGUUGAUGAAGAUGGCGACUUGGUGACUCUGGUUGAUGAUGAUGAUUUGCGUGAUGUGAUGAGGCAGCAAUUGAAAUUCUUGAGAAUUGAGGUACUUAUGAACAAUGAUGGCGGUGCUAAAUCGACUGCUUGGUCUACUGGAAGUGCCACGCCCUUAAAAUCUCCUUCUGUCACAAACCCGCCUCUGGGUAGAAAUACUAUAUUACACGAGGCUCUAUCUAAAUUGUCGCUUUCAAAAGCAGCAUCUUCGACUCCCGUGGUUGAUAAUAUUGCCAAUUCAAUUUUGAAAAUAGGACAAUCUGUUCUAAAUUCUCAUUUCCAGCCUCGUGAUGCAGCUGGUACAAGUUCAAAAACGGGUCCUGAAGAACAUGCCACUUCUAAGGCAAAAGGUUCUCAAUCUUCAUAUGUGGACUCAGCCUCCAAUUCUACUGUCCAUGGUGAGAGUGCCACUCCCUUGAGAUUUCCUGUUCCAAACCCAUCUCUAAGCCCAAAUGCAGAUAAAGUUGACAUUUCAUCUCCUGUGCCCGAUCCAGUACGUGAGCUUAUUUCCAAUCUAUUGUAUCCAAAUGAUGCAUCUUCUAGUCAGCUGCCUGUUAAUCUUGCUGAUUUAAUUUCCCUAGUGGGACAUUCUGUUUUAAAUUCUUAUUGCGAGCCUCUUGUUGCAACUGGUCCAUUCUCUAAAAAUGGUGUUCCUGAAGAACCUAUCUCUGGUGAAGCAAGAGAGCCACAAAUGCCAUCUGUGGACUUGGCUUCCAAUUGCACUCAACAUGUGGAGGCUGAAAACCUAGUUAUAGAUGCAGCCUCUGCUUCUAAUCCCACUCAACAGGUGGAGACUGAAAACAUAACUAGAGAUGUAGCCAGUCAACAUUUGGAAGCUGGGAAUGUAAUCAGUGCAACAACAGCUGCGGAAGUUGCCACAGUUGAUCUCAAUAUCCCUCCUUGUGAUCCCUAUUCAUCUCAGUCCACAAAUGUGAAUAAGGCUCCACUUUCAUCAGAAGUCCCUGAGGGUGAUUGCAGGAAGGGUAAAAUGUCAACUGUCUAUAGUUCUGCUGGUAAGGUUGACAGCAGUGGUACAUCCUCAAGUCCUGCUGGUCCUAAUGAUACCUCAACCCAGACUACUUCAUGGAAUGCUGGUGGUUUCUUUGAAUGUCCAUUUUCUGGGACAUAUAUUAAUUCUUGGACACCACAUUUUGGAAACUCUCAAAUGCCCCCAUUUAAAAGGAGCCAUCGUCACACUGAGGCAAUGACCGGUAUGUUCCACAAAGGUGUGCGUUGUGAUGGUUGUGGUGUCUAUCCAAUAACUGGACCUCGGUUCAAAUCCAAAGUGAAGGAAAAUUAUGAUCUCUGCCACAUUUGUUACAACGAAAUGGGUAAUGGGACAGAAUAUAUCAGAAUGGACCGUCCGGCAUCUGCUCGUUUCCCUCGAUGUGUAUAUGAGCAAUCCAAAAACUUUCCAACAUUACCGCCUCAUACUUUUAAGAAAAGUGCCAUUUUGAAGCAUCCAAGACCAAAGUUAGAUAGUCAGUUCAUUUUGGAUGUCAAUGUGCUAGACGGUACAAUGAUGGCUCCAUCUACUGCAUUUACAAAGAUCUGGCGGAUGCGCAAUAAUGGCACUGUAGCUUGGCCCAAGGGAACUAAACUUGUUUGGAUUGGAGGAGACAAGUUCAGUGACUCUCAUUCAGUUGACUUAGAGGUUCAGGAUGGUGUCCCUAUAGAGAAGGAACUUGACAUUGCAGUUGACUUUACAGCACCUCGGAGACCUGGUCGAUACACAUCAUACUGGAGGUUGGCAACUUCAUCUGGACAUAAAUUUGGCCAACGUGUUUGGGUCCUUGUACAGGUUGAUGCCUCUCUCAAGGACUCAUUUUAUGAUAACUCUCAAGGAUUGAACUUGAAUAUUCCACUUGAUGUCAGUGGAUCUGAAGGACCUCUGCUCAUAGAUAUCAAUGUUAGGCCUGCCGAGGAUGAUACUUUUCUUCAAACCCGCAUUCCUAAUGCUCUGAUUCAACCUGCUGAACAGGUUGAUAAGGAACCAAGGUUGGAACUGGAAAAGGGAUUCCCUAUAAAUGAAGCUACAUUUGUUGGCCCUUCUGCCUCAGCCCCUGCAGCAACCUCCCUGGCACCUUCUUCAAUCUCUUAUCCUAUUAUUGAUUUAUCUGAAGCAACCCCAGCUGUUCCCUCUGAUCAGCAAUCCUCCACUGUGGAUGUAUCAUCAUCAUCUAUUAUGGGGACUGGUGGAAUUAACUCUCUGGAGGAGAGUCUACUUAAAGAACUUGAGGCGAUGGGUUUUAAGCAGGUUGAUUUGAACAAAGAGGUCUUGAGGAUGAAUGAGUAUGAUCUGGAACAAUCCAUUGUCGAUCUAUGUAGUGAUGUCUAUAAUGUUUCUGAGUGGGACCCUAUCCUUUUAGAGUUACAAGAGAUGGGUUUCCGUGACCAAGAGAUGAAUAAGAGGUUGCUUAAGAAAAACAAUGGAAGCAUAAAGCGUGUUGUUAUGGAUUUAAUCCAAGGAGAGUAGAUUUUAUUAAAAUGUGGGUUAGUAGUUAAUGUAAAGUUGGCGACUAGGUGCUCCUUGGGUGCUUGACAUUGGUCAGGUAGACAUAUUUAUCUAAUUUCGUAUCUAUUCCCGGUCUUUGUGUUGUGGUGAUAUUGCCAUCACAAUCCAGUGCCGGAUUCAAGUAUGUUUGAACUACUAUGCUUUCCUAUGUAAUUAAUUAUAUUGCCAUCGCCAC